AUGAAGAACUCAAACCCGAGAGGAAGGGCACGGCCCAGGGCGGGGUGUCCUGAACCAUCCGAGAGCCCUGGAGCGGGGACGGACGUGCACAAGAACGCUCUCCGCCGAGGUGACAGCGGGCGGAGGCUGGGCGUGAGGCCCACGGCAUCGCCUCGGAGGGUGUGUGCCCGCGCGGGGCGCGGGGGGACAGGAAGAGGAGGGCGGGGAAGGGGUGGGGUGAGCAGGGACCGGGACACCGGCCCAGGCUCCUCCUGCCUCCCCUCCCCACCCCCACUCCCCCAUACUAAGGCUCCCAGCCCGCCACGCUCUGCUCACUGGCCCGCGCGUCCCAGCCGAGCGAGCGUCCCCGCCGCGCCUCCAGCCAAGGUGAGUUCAACCCGCUGCUCCCGAGCCGCCCCCGCCCCCCCUCCCGGCCGCGACCCCGCGCGCGGGGAAGCCCCCCAUCGGCUGCCCCAGCGCCGGGGUCCCCUGGGCGCCCGCAGCUCCGCGCCCUGGGCCACACCCCGGCGAGACCGGCAGCGCCCCUGCCGCGAUCCUCGCGGUGUGGAGGAGGGGCGCUCGUCCUCCAUACCGGGACCUCCGUGUCCACGCCUGGGGCCUCUGCGCUCUCCUCCCUUUCCGUCGAUCUCUCCUCACUCCCACUUUCCUGCUUUUCCACUCGUCACCCGAGCUAUUCGCCCCGUCCUAGCCGGCAUAUGCGCUCGCUCUGGCUGCAGGCUGACCUCUGUCCAGAUGUGUGCGGCCUCCUCCGAGCUGGACUGCCCGGCAGCCGGCAGAUCCCUUCCUAAAGGGCACUGCUCCGUCCCUCGCCCUGAUGUUUCAGCUUGAGAUUCAACCUGCAGUAGCGGAUCUUUACAUCCUGAACUUCAGGUGAGGCCAGGCUCACGGAAACACGCCGACGGACAGAGAUCUUUGCCUCCAACAUGUUUCGGCAGAUUGCAAAAGAUAAUACCAGAGGCUGGGGCAGAAAUGAGUUCAUAUAACUCAUUUGAAAUGUCUUCAUGCAUUCUGCCCCUACAGAUUCCUAUCCCAUUUCUAUUUAGUUGUCUCUCCUAAAUGGUAUAUGCCUUCCUUGACAGCCAGAAGCUACUUUCUUCAUCUGACCUAUUAUUUGGAGUUUAUUUCAGGUCUUCAAAUUUUCUUAAAGGUGCACUGGACAUAAAUAAAGUACACUGAUUUCUA
Leopardus geoffroyi (Geoffroy's cat) is the source of this 1182-nucleotide messenger RNA. Its product is annotated as basic proline-rich protein-like. The record is from RefSeq and is a predicted model, not a curated record. NCBI's taxonomy places the organism in Eukaryota, Metazoa, Chordata, Mammalia, Carnivora, Felidae. The transcript has 3 exons. The coding region runs from base 1 to 828 and encodes 275 amino acids.